UCUUGUCUCCGUCGUCGUUUUCCGUGCCUACAGUUAUUUGUUUUAAUUAUUUUUGUUUCCUAACCCGCAGUGGAAUUUAACAAAGUGCCAAUUCCAACACACUACACUACUCAAUCAGCUUUCAUUGGAACAUUGUUUUUUUUUUGUUCUAAUAAACAAAUAACACUUUAUAGUUCAAUUAAUGAUGUGAGAUUCAUUUGCAACUUUAUUGUGCGGUUAUUGUUGUUUUUAUUUGUUUCGUCUAAAGUGAAUAAAGUUUCUUUUGUCAUUAAGAGUGUUUAAUACGGUUUGAUUGUUUGUUUUUUUAAUUUUACUAAGACAAUGGCAAGUAGAGCUUCGCGUCGUCCUAAUUUAAGGAAUCUCAAUCCAGUUUUUCACAAACGUGAAAAAUCUGAGGACAAUAGUGAACUAUCGCAGGCAAUGAUUAUACAAGCCAGGAAGUCGGGUGUGCUGAAUCUAUCGGGAAGAGCAUUGGCCACAGUUCCUGACAAAGUAUGGAACCUUCAUGAGCCGGAAAAAGAAGUCGAAGUUACUUUGGACACGUUGAUGGAACGAGAAGAGGAUGCCUGGUGGAAUCAACGUGCUUUAGUUAAUCUCGAUCUAAGUUCGAAUACUUUGACAAGUGUAUCACCGAAAAUUCAGAACCUUCACGACCUGACGGUUUUGAGUUUAUAUGACAAUGCUUUGACUUCAAUUCCAAAAGAAAUUGGCCAAUUAGAAAAACUAACUAGAGUCAAUCUAAGCAGAAAUAAACUCAAAGAACUGCCAGCUGAGUUUUUUCGAAUUCGUGAUCUAAAGAAUUUAAAUUUGGCAUACAAUUGUUUUGAAGAAUUGAAUCCAGAUGUAAGCGAUUUACAUAUGCUGGAAGUUUUGGACGUUUCAAAUAAUAAUCUUAAAUCACUUCCCGGUGGUAUUGGGUUUCUUGUGCGACUAACUCAACUUUUAUGCUCUCAUAACCAUCUUAAAGAACUACCCGACGAUCUAGUUAACAUGAGAUCACUUCAAAAGUUAGACUUAAUGCACAAUGAUUUAGAACUUCUGCCCAUGGACAUAGGUAGUUUGAGAAAGCUUCAGUGCCUCUACGCUCAACAUAAUGACAUAAGGUUACUGCCAGACUUUGACGGUUGUGUUGAACUGCAAGAACUUCAUAUUGCCAAUAAUUUUAUAAAGGAAGUACCUGGGGACCUUUGCUCAAAAUUGCCACAUUUAAAAAUUUUAGAUUUACGUGACAAUAAAAUUGAAAAACUUCCAGAUGAAAUUGCUCUCCUUCAGAGUUUAAUUCGAUUAGACUUGUCCAAUAAUUCGAUCAAUAGUCUACCAAACUCCUUACACACCUUGGCUCAUUUGGUGAGUCUUCAAGUUGAAGGAAAUCCAAUCAAAUCGAUUCGACGUGAUAUUCUUCAGUGUGGAACUAGUAGAAUAUUAAAAACUCUUCGAGAUCGAAGUCAAAUGCAUUCAAGUUCAAUGCCAGAAGUCAAAGAUUCAGCAUUAGUUGGUGAAGAAAAUCACAUCUUCCCUGACAAGUUCAAAAUUCGUAAAACUCGAAGCCUUAUUGUUACAAUGCAAAAUAUAACAACAAUACCGGAUAAAGUCUUCCACGAUGCUCAGGAAGAGGCCGCUAAUAUUGUGGAUUUGUCAAAAAAUCGACUAGAAGAAUUACCUGAGGGACUUCAAAAGCUUACGGAUUAUGCCACAGAAAUUAUUUUGUCCCAGAAUUUCAUAUCUUCUAUUCCCGUAUUUAUAUCGAAAUUUUCGAGACUUAGUCGGCUCGAUGUGUCGUGUAAUAAUCUUUCCGAAUUGCCAAAGGAGUUUGGGCUUCUAGCUAUGUUACGUGAACUUAACAUCGCAAACAACAAAUUUAAAGAUUUUCCGUCGUGCAUUUACGAACUACAAGGAUUGGAAAUACUUCUAGCUAGGGAAAAUCAAAUAGAAAAGAUCGAUGCUUCGGCUACUGGUCUUGGUGCUCUUAAGCGGUUGGCUACAUUAGACUUGAGGAACAACAAUAUUGAACAAGUUCCGCCGAUCUUGGGAAAUUUAAAAAAUAUAACGUGCUUAGAUAUAAUUGGCAAUCGUUUCCGCCAGCCACGUCAUCAGAUUUUGGAAAAAGGAACUGAUGCUGUGAUGUCAUAUCUAAGAGAUAGAAUUCCCAAUUAACACAUGGCUUUAUACAAUGUUUUAUAUUAAUGGAAAAAAGCCUUAAAUUCACAACGCACCAGCUAAGCUUUUUUUUAGAAGACAUUUUAUUACAAUAUUUACCACAGAGUUACUAGUCAGAUGAAUAUUUUAAACAUUUUUAUUUUAUAGAUCUUUUGUGCUUAAAACGCACACAAGGCACAAGUUGAUGAAGUUUAAUGUUACAAAAUCUAAGUGCGUACAUAUUAUAUACAGUACAUUAUAUACCAUUUUAUUAUUGCAAUUAAUAAACCUUAUAAUUUUGACACCAAAUAAAA
Messenger RNA from Eupeodes corollae, 2450 nucleotides. RefSeq names its product leucine-rich repeat-containing protein 40 (gene f-cup). Gene Ontology annotation, molecular function: protein binding. The transcript is spliced from 10 exons. The record is from RefSeq and is a predicted model, not a curated record. Bases 322 to 2154 code for a protein of 610 amino acids. Lineage: Eukaryota; Metazoa; Arthropoda; Insecta; Diptera; Syrphidae.